UGUUCAACAAAGUGAGUGAUCCACCAUGGCCUCUUCAAAUUCACCAUGUGCAGCAUGCAAGUUCUUGCGUCGCAAAUGCCAACCCGAGUGUGCUUUUGCACCCUAUUUUCCUCCCGACCAACCCCAGAAGUUUGCAAAUGUUCAUAGAAUUUUUGGGGCCAGCAAUGUCACCAAGCUUCUCAACGAUUUGCACCCUCAUCAACGUGAAGAUGCUGUGAAUUCCCUUGCUUAUGAAGCUGAGAUGAGACUCCGUGACCCUGUGUAUGGCUGUGUUGGAGUCAUAUCACUCUUACAGCACCAACUUCGCCAGCUUCAAAUGGAUCUCUACUGCGCCAAAUCUGAGCUCUCCAGGUACCAAAACCUAAGCAGCAUCACCACCAAUCACACCCUCAUGGCCUCUGAAUCUGCCGCAGCCUUCCACCACCACCACCACCAGAACAACAACACUGCUAACAGCUUUGGCCGAGACCAUCACUACCACUUUCACCACCAUCAGUUUUUUCCCAGAGACCAACACCAACAAGUAGCAAGAAGCUUUGAUGGAGGCAACAACAACUACGAUGCAAGCCUCUUGGCCAUGAACAUAUCUGCCAGCUUAGGGCAACUCAACCAGCUUCAGCAUCAGAGUGCUGCUGGCGGUGGCGAUGACCGCCACACUGCCAACCGCUCCUAGGGUUUCAUCAGGGUUGCCACAUAUAUUUAGUCAUGCAAUAGGUAAUUAAUUACUUUAGUUAAACUUUUCAUUUAAUAUGGUUCAUUUGAUUUGUGGUUUCUUGAUUACCAUCUUCAAAUCAUCUCCACCUGCAUAUUUUGUCACUCACAAUGUAUA
Molecule: messenger RNA, 829 nt
Organism: Vigna angularis (adzuki bean)
Lineage: Eukaryota; Viridiplantae; Streptophyta; Magnoliopsida; Fabales; Fabaceae
Product: protein ASYMMETRIC LEAVES 2
Exons: 1
Coding region: 26-673 (215 amino acids)
Source: RefSeq, a predicted model, not a curated record